This is a messenger RNA of Penaeus indicus, 624 nucleotides long. RefSeq names its product endocuticle structural glycoprotein SgAbd-2-like. Lineage: Eukaryota; Metazoa; Arthropoda; Malacostraca; Decapoda; Penaeidae. Gene Ontology annotation, cellular component: chitin-based extracellular matrix. Gene Ontology annotation, molecular function: structural constituent of chitin-based larval cuticle. The coding region runs from base 1 to 624 and encodes 207 amino acids. The transcript has 5 exons. The record is from RefSeq and is a predicted model, not a curated record.
AUGCAUGGAUGUCCAAGAGCGACUAAACGAGACAAUGAAUCUCUACUUAGUGGCCACCUUGACCGUGUCACGUGUGACUUCAAGAAGACCUUGCAGGCAGUAAGAGGCCGCUGGUAUAUAAAUGGAGCGGGAUGCUACCCUUGGCACACUGAAAUCUACUCUAUCAACAUGUUCUUGUUUGGAAUAAACCAUGAGAAAAAAGCCCCAGACUACUACAGACCACCUCCGACCGGGUUCUAUGGCAUUCCCGGGACGUAUUCAGGUCCAGUCAUUCCCAUCCUGAAGGACGAGCGUGAGGGACCUGAUGCGUCUGGAGUAUACAGCUUCGAGUUCGAGACUGGCAAUGGCAUUAAGCGUGAGGAACAAGGUGCCCCUCAAGGACCGUCUGGCGCAGUUGCAAUGCAAGGAGGAUGGUCUUUCACUUUCCCCGACGGCUCCCCCGCCGAUGUCUCUUUCGUCGCCGACGACGCUGGUUAUCGCGUCGAGUCCAGUCUGCUGCCCACGCCCCCUCCCCUCCCCGCCCACGCCAUCGCCCAGAUCGAGAAGGCUCGUCGGGAGGACGCAGCUGCUGCCGCCUUGAGCGGGCGUUACUCUGCCCCACGGACUAGCUAUGGAUACCCAUGA